AUGACAGCAAUUCCAAUUUGUCCGCAGCUUCUUCUUAAGGAGCGUCAGAAGUUUCAUGUGAUUGCUCUGCAGGAGACCAAGUGCAGAAGAAGCGACGUACGACAGGUGAAUGAUGGUACACUCAUCAUUCGUGUAGAGAAUGUUCCGUCGCGAAAUGUAGGCGGUGUUGCUUUUGUUGUGCACCCAUCUGUCGCCCAUCUUGUCGGUUCUCACGAGAUCUUGUCACCUCGUCUGGUCAUUCUUCGCCUCGGCUCUCUGCGCCAAAGACCCAUCAGCAUCAUCAACUGCUACUCACCAACAUCAGCAGCUGAUGAAUCCGAAAUGGACGAGUUUCACGAGGAGCUGGAGGAAAUGAUCCGCAACGAGAAGUCCUACCUUGUCUCUCUUGUCCAAGACUUUAACGCAAAACUAGAAAAGACUAUAGAAGAGGAGUACAGGAUCGGAAGAUUUGGACUAGGGACCGGAAUGAAAAUGGCAUUCGUCGCUCCGGGCUGUUGUCCGCCGCUCGCCUCUUUUAUAGGAACUCUCUUUUCAUUAAGAAAGAUUAUCGUCGGUGGACAUGGGAAUCGCCCAAUCACGUGCGGAGAUCGACCACAUACUCACCAACGGAAGGAGGUGUCUUCUCGACGUCUCGCGAAAAUACGACGUAGCCACACGAUGGAAAAGAACAUCUGCUUUCGGCAACGAAUGAGAAAAGAAGUCGUCUACGACGAUUGCUACUCGAGGACUCCUUGUCUCAAGGCUGCAUUGGAGAAGACUCAGUUCAUGAAGAACGCCUACUGUGAGGACGGAGGAGCACAACUUGAAGGCUCCCAAAUCGUGGAAACUUCAUACGUAUAUCUUGGACGUUCUAUGAACAUGGAAAACGAUUAG
Molecule: messenger RNA, 873 nt
Organism: Necator americanus (New World hookworm)
Lineage: Eukaryota; Metazoa; Nematoda; Chromadorea; Rhabditida; Ancylostomatidae
Exons: 4
Coding region: 1-873 (290 amino acids)
Source: RefSeq, a predicted model, not a curated record